AUGACGUUAGAACAUCCCGAAGAGGGUACGGCAUACUUUAACGAAGACUUGCUGCCUACUCCUCCAGUCCUCUAUGAGGAGUUUCUGACAGUCAACGCGCAGCAAUGGUGGCACGGAAUGAUUGCAGCUGUAAUCGGCUCAGCUAUCCUUAGUGUCGUGGUUAUCCUCAACUCCCGCGGUGCAACUCGCUAUCAUGUCGGGUUUCCCGUAUACGUUCGUGCUGCUGGUGGCGUUAGUGGUGCAAAGCUAUUCAUCGUCGUGCGCGCCUCUGUCGCUGUGAUCUACUUCGCAACUCAGUCAUUCUAUGGUGGCAUGCUCACUUCAGUGGCCCUCAGAGCCAUAUUCGGCUCCAGAUGGGACAAUAUUCCCAAUCGCCUACCAACGAGCGCGGGAAUCACUUCCAAGAACCUAUUGGCAUUCUUUAUUUUCUGGAUUGUUCAGUUCCCUGUCAUGUUCGUCCAUCCGACUAUUCUUCGCCACCUAUUUGUGGUGAAGUCAGUGGCAACAACAGCAGGUCUAGUCGGCGUCCUGGGAUGGGCAGUACAUGCAAAUGGUGGGAGCCUGGGUGGCUUCAACUUUGGAGCAAAGUCUCUAAGCGGCGCAGCGCUUGUGUGGCCCAUGAUCCAAGCGAUCAACAGCGUCAUGGCGGCGCUCUGCCCGAUCCUUGUUAACCAACCUGAUGUCGCUCGGUACGCUACACGUCCAGCACAGGCAACCUGGUCACAAGCCAUUGGUAUUCUGGUCAGUAAGGUGCUCGUCAUGUUCCUUAGCUGUGCAACAACUAGCGCGGCUGCUGGUGUUCUUGGCAAGAGCUACUGGAACGUCUGGGAUCUCUACAACGCCAUUCUGACUGAAUAUUGGGUUCCUGGAGCGCGUGCUGGAAUGUUCUUCGCUUCCGCGAUCAUGAUUGUAGACUACUGGAUUAUCCGUCGAGGAAACCUCCAUGUCCCAAGUUUGUACACAAAAGUAGAGGGCGCUCCGUACACGUACUACAAAGGCUGGAAUCUGCGCGCGGUUGCCGCAUGGGUCGCUGGCGUUGCGUUUACUGUACACGGCAUUGCUGGGAACUUGGACCCCGACUCCGUCAAUCAGGCAAGCAAGAACAUGUAUAAGCUUGGAUUCCUGCUUUCUCUUGCCAUGGGCUCGUUUGUUUACUACAUAGCCUGUGUUAUCUGGCCCAUUUCGGUUUACUCACGAGAGCUGGAGGCGCAGGCAAACACAGGGUUUGAGUGUAUGGCACCGUCGGAGGGCUUCUUCCCCGGUGAGAGUGUUGAUACCAUUCGGGGAGUCUUUUACUCAGUUGAGGGGACCGAAGUUCAACAGACCAUCGGAAAGAGCCCCGGUGCAGAGUCUGUGAGCGAGAAGUAUACGGUCUAA
This is a messenger RNA of Colletotrichum fioriniae, 1377 nucleotides long. The record is from RefSeq and is a predicted model, not a curated record. Lineage: Eukaryota; Fungi; Ascomycota; Sordariomycetes; Glomerellales; Glomerellaceae.